AUGCCACCGCGGCAGAAGGAGGAGUGGAAGCCAAGCGAUGACCUGCUGGAUGUAUGGUACAAGAAUUGGAUGCCAGAGCCCAUUGUGUGCUGGAGCUGUGGGCACUUCCUUGGGGAUAAGUGCCAUUACAAGAACGGGAGGAACGUCCCAUGCCGCCACGGGAAUGAGAGUGGGAUGAACCGAAGAAACCCGUUCCAGUGCAAUGGUUUCGCCUCCCAGGAAGAGCCGGCCCCUGUCCGGCGGAACCAUGCCCCCCUCCCGAACUACUUUGCCCUCGUAGAUGGACACGUGAUGUACGUGGAGGUCAACGGGGAUGAGAAGGCGUUUGUACCGCUGAACGAGACACACGUGGCGUAG
Messenger RNA from Guillardia theta CCMP2712, 357 nucleotides. RefSeq lists its product as hypothetical. NCBI's taxonomy places the organism in Eukaryota, Cryptophyceae, Pyrenomonadales, Geminigeraceae. The record is from RefSeq and is a predicted model, not a curated record. The coding region runs from base 1 to 357 and encodes 118 amino acids. The transcript has a single exon.